AGGACAAACUAGAUGCGGAGAUGAGUUAGGAUCAUUUCAAGAGUUGUUGUUCCUUGUAAAUCUGCUGUACUAAGCUUAGCACUGUGUUCAAUUGCAUGUGGUGCAACGAGAUAUUGCUUGGUCAUCCAUGAAUUUGUUGGCAUGUUUUGUACACAGCUGUGCUUGAAUUAAUCGAUUGGUUAUGCCAGUUACUCGAUGACACUAAGUAAAGCAGAAUAAAGAGGGAGUUGAUGUAGUACUUUUGUUGUGAGUUGAAGUACUUAGUGUCCGAAAAGCAUGUUGAGCUCAUCUACUCUCUAGUCAUGGACAUUGAAACUCAAGCUAGAAGGUGCUUACUCAGUCUAGCGUGAUUGACGUUCCGAAGGAAUGUUCACGGUCACCUUUAACCGGUAUUGACUUCUGUCAGAGAGUGCACUUGAGGGUCUUAACUAAACUGAGGAUCUGUGUAGCGAGCGGGUAGUUGAGAAGCAAAUGGUAUGCUUGAAAAGAGGUCUAGAGCAUGAAUUACAUAGCUUCGGUGAUCCACUGAGUAUACACGGUGAGGUAUCGCUGCUCUAGGAUUCAAGAGGCGAGUGCUGUCAGUGAUUAUCUAUUCACUUGAUCUUCUCGGUGAAUUUGAAGGCAGCAUGCAGACCAUGAGGUUUUUCGUGAUGUUAACAUCAGCUGUGACGUUCCUGUUCGUUGUUGACGCUCAAGCUCCAGCAGCUACACCGAAUUACAACUGCACCAACAUCAUUACAAAGCUCACGGUGCCUGAAAAAGAUCCCUGCACGAACACGACGGCAUACGCUAACUUGGGUGCAUGUUCGGAAUUCAUGAACGGCACCCUCGAUACUCCCUCAUCCGAAUGCUGCAGUAGUGUUGAUGCUGUGUGGUCAAAAUCCCCAGCGUGUUUUUGUAAGGUCACUUUCUUUUCAAAGUUUGCAGAGCCAGGCCCAGAACGAGCAAUACUGCGACCCCAGCUAUGCAACCUCAAUGCUGACCUCUGCAGCAUCUGUCCCACCUAUCUUAUAGAAAAACGUGAGCACCGCUUCAAAAGGUUGAACACUGCAUCUGUUGUCACUGUCAGCGUGAUCGUCACACUCGUUGUAGUUGGGUCCAUCAUGCUAGUGCGGCACAUCAGAAAAAAAGUCGCGCUCAAAAAGACCGAGUCUAGUAAAACCUUUGUCCCUCAUUUCAACAACGUGUAGCAUAAUCUGUCUGCUCCCGACUGUCUUGUGAGUUCAGAGGAUAGCACUUCGCAGUGGGAUGAGUGUGCAAGUGUUGCGGUUGAUUAUAAGUCCUCUCAGAGACAACUGAAUAGACUCUCUCUUUCCACAAUCACUGAUGUCCACAGGUUCAACCAUUAGUGGGUCUAUGCGUGAGGUUGUGAACUUUCGAAGUCCAUACAUCUCCAUUUAAGAUUUCAGGCAACACUUGCACUAUUUAGUUGAGGAACUGUCUUUGUCGAGAUUAGAGCACCGAGCAUGACAAGGAUAGCGGAUUGUCAAGUCUGGCCAGGAGGAGCUUUCAACUGGCCAUGAAUUGAAGUUGUUGAGAUGUCAGUUUGCACUGUCUUGGAGUUUGCAUCAAAGCAUGAAUCGAAACAUUAGAAAGACAUGAGGCAGGAUGUUAUUGCGACACCUUGUGAUCUCUCAAACUUUGAAUUC
Molecule: messenger RNA, 1649 nt
Organism: Physcomitrium patens
Lineage: Eukaryota; Viridiplantae; Streptophyta; Bryopsida; Funariales; Funariaceae
Source: RefSeq, a predicted model, not a curated record